Molecule: messenger RNA, 1629 nt
Organism: Solea solea (common sole)
Lineage: Eukaryota; Metazoa; Chordata; Actinopteri; Pleuronectiformes; Soleidae
Gene: rwdd2b
Product: RWD domain containing 2B
Exons: 4
Coding region: 176-1075 (299 amino acids)
Molecular function (GO): protein binding
Source: RefSeq, a predicted model, not a curated record
CGUAAACCAGUCCGUGCUGAAACAAUCAUCGAUUGCUUGGUUAACGUGGAUGUGUGUGUCAUUUGUUCUGUGGAAACGACACUUUUUAGACUUUGGACCGAAAAUGUGUUAACAGACUAUUUAUUAAAUGUGUAACACUAGUUGCACAUUUUAAGAGUGACGCGCUACUGCCAGCAUGUCUUACUUGGAAUGGGCUGAGUCUCAGCUUGCAGAGAUCGAGCUGUUGAGCAGCAUGUUUCCCACCCGGGACGAGCUGGAGCUCACAGACCAGCUGGCUGUGGCCGAGCUGAGGGACUACGUUGAGGGCAUAGCUUCAGCAGACAGCCCCCCUCCUCUCAGACCCCAGUUUCUCAUCAAACAGAAAUUUGACACCGCCACUGCUGGCAUGAUGGACGUCAUUCUGUCCUGUGCUUAUCCAUCUGAAUAUCCCAGUGUGUUACCAGAGAUCACAGUCCGGUGUUCUGCUCUCAGCAGGGCCCAGCAGACACAGCUCCACACGGCUCUGAAUGCCCACCUUACUGAAAACUGCCAGGGGGAUGUGUGUGUGCUCUCUGCUGUGGACUGGGUGAAAGACAACAUGCAGCUCUUCAUUAGCAAGAGUUCAUCAGCAGCACCAGCUCCUAAAAAAGAGUCUAGUCCGCAGCCGGAGGAAGUGUUCAGUCGACUGUGGAUCUACAGUCAUCACAUCUACAACAAGACAAAGAGGAAGAACAUCUUGGAAUGGUCCAAGGAGCUGGGCCUGUCAGGAUUCAGCAUGCCAGGGAAACCUGGUGUUGUGUGUGUGGAGGGUCCUCAAUCUGCCUGUGAAGAGUUCUGGUCCAGAGUGAAGGUGCUGACUUGGAAGAAGAUCAUGAUUCGACACAGGGAGGAUAUUCCCCUUGACCGUCACCGUGACGCCGACAGGACUGUGGACAGUAUCGAGUCCCUGCGUAAAUUCACAGGAUUUGAAGAAGCCAUGUUUGACCCCCACGGUAACCGAGGUAAUCACAUGGACCUUGGGCAGCUCUACCAGUUCUUAAAUGAGAAAGGCUGCUGUGAUGUCUUUCAGUUAUAUUUUGGCAUUGAAGGGAGGUAGUGGGCUAGUAAAUAUGACAUAUUUCACCUUGUGCCUGGAAAAACUGUCUGAUGUGUUCAUUGCUCUUUGAGUUUGUUUUUAUUUUUGUCCAACUCACAAACUCACAAACAAUACUUUAACAACCCGUUUGUGGAAGUAUCUCUGCUGUAAAACGGGACCUCAAAAUAUAAAAGACAGACAUUUCUAUGAUACCACACACUGAUCUUUUUAGUUAAUAGGCUUAUUUUACCAAAACAAGAUGUUUAUCUGAGAAUUUUCUCAAGGACAUCAGCUAAAUUUGCAAUUUUCAGACUGGAUGAGCCACAGAUCGCAUCUUGCUCUAGGUGCUUCUCUCCUCAAAUGGCACCCCUGCGUAUUACAGCCAGGCUAUUAGAGGAUUUUCAGGUCUGAUACCACAUUAAUAUUUGGACAACAUAGUUAGCAAUAUGUUGAAUAUCUCUAUAUGGCAUCUGUUGGUUUUCUCCUCAUGAAUGAUGGAUAACGCCAUCAUGAAAAAGUAUUUUUCCAAUUUUCUUGGAACUGUUAUAUUGUGAAUAAAAUGUGUAUUUCACUCA